Molecule: messenger RNA, 861 nt
Organism: Polychytrium aggregatum
Lineage: Eukaryota; Fungi; Chytridiomycota; Chytridiomycetes; Polychytriales
Product: kinase-like domain-containing protein
Exons: 6
Coding region: 1-861 (286 amino acids)
Biological process (GO): intracellular signal transduction; regulation of MAPK cascade; protein phosphorylation
Cellular component (GO): cytoplasm
Molecular function (GO): protein serine/threonine kinase activity; ATP binding
Source: RefSeq, a predicted model, not a curated record
AUGUCUGCCGCGCAGCUAUUGACAACGGAGGAGCUGCAAGCCGAUCCCGAGUCGGUCUUUGCUCUCCUCGAAAAGCUCGGCGAAGGAUCCUACGGGUCUGUCCAUCGAGCAAUGCACCGACGAACGUCGACAAUCGUGGCCAUCAAGAUAGUGCGAGUCGACAACGAUGAGGCCCCAGAGUCGAAUCAAACAGAGAUUAUGAUCAUGAACGGCAAUCAAUGCGAGCACCUUGUAGAGCUGUAUGGCAGCUAUCUGUUAGAAGACUCGUUAUGGAUCGUCAUGGAGUACUGCAGCGGGGCAUCUGCUCUGGACCUGAUGCGCGUCUGCAAGCGGAUGUUUAGCGAGGCGCAAAUCUCAGUUAUAUGUCGACAUGUUCUGGAGGGACUGGAUUACCUGCACGGAAAGCGAAAGAUACAUCGAGAUAUAAAGGCUGGGAACAUCUUGUUGACCGGAGACGGUGUUGCCAAGCUCGCCGAUUUUGGUGUUGCUGGACAGCUCUCGGACUCGGUCUCGAAGCGGAUCACGGUGAUCGGAACACCUUUCUGGAUGGCUCCCGAAAUCAUUCAGGAAGUCGGAUACGGCGUCAAGGCAGAUGUUUGGUCACUGGGAAUCACAUGUAUCGAAAUGGCAGAAGGCCGACCGCCCUAUCAUAAUAUCCAUCCUAUGAGAGCGAUAUUCAUGAUUCCUAUGAAACCACCGCCGACUCUCGAGGAUGAGUCCAAGUUCAGCCCUGUGUUUCGAGCCUUUAUUGCGAGGUGCCUGAUUAAGAAUCCGGCAGACCGGCCUUCCGCAAGGGAGCUCCUGGAGGUAAGCACCAAUCAAUGUCACAUCGAACGAAUAUGUUGGGAUGCAUGGCUUUGA